AUGUUCAGGCGCGUACCUCCGGAGCUGAUGGACCAUGUUGAGGACUUCGUUUGUCGUGAGUGUGUCCGCGCCGCUUUCCCUGAUCUCGACAACCCCCAAAGGGACCCAGACAUUGAUGACCCGAACAUGGAAGAAUCACUGAGGAACUCCGAGGCGCCUCCCCCGCUGAGUCUUGAGGAGAUGCAACGCAGAGAACGUCUUUCAGCGAUGAGGCGUGCUCAAUCUCAGACCUUUAAGAUAAAAAGGAUGACCUCUACUUUCUUCCGUGUGCGCAGUGCGAAGGAUGCGAUACCAGUGGGCGCAAGCAAGUCUUCGCUUGAUCUCGACGAUCUGGCCAACGAUGAGGACGACGGAACUUGCAAGGUUUGUUUCGAUGAUCCUGCUACAAUAGUGCUUCUGCCCUGUGGCCAUGGGGGUCUCUGCCAAGGAUGUGCCAAAGAUCUUGUGUUGUCCGGGAAGCCGUGCUAUAUUUGCGGAGAGGAAUACCAUAUGUUGGCUGAGCUGAAGUUGAAGUCUAGUGGGGUAAUCGAUGACGCCGAUGAUGCGACGACGGGGAAAGGAAGGUUCAUAGGUAAACUUAUCAGACCCGACUCUCUUCACCAUUCUAAGUCUAUCUCUGCGAACGAGCCAAGCCCGCCGAUUUCGGAUUCAUCCUCUGGAUCGCCCCCAGCGGUCCCAGCAUCUCGGAUGAGACAAAAUACAGCUCCGGUGGGCGCUGGAGGAGUAACGUCACUAUAAUCACCAGCAGGAGGUUGGGUAAUUUUCGAGCUGACUGGCGUAGUCUAUCCAGCUCUGUCCCCGGAUUUACCUUCAUUGUGGUUACCAGAGGCUAUCGAUUAAUUCUUUGUUAGUAGUUAUUGACUUCUUUUAUCCCAGGUGUAGAGUAUAUUGUUGGCGACUUUACUUU
Molecule: messenger RNA, 907 nt
Organism: Perkinsus marinus ATCC 50983
Lineage: Eukaryota; Perkinsozoa; Perkinsida; Perkinsidae
Exons: 7
Coding region: 1-738 (245 amino acids)
Biological process (GO): protein ubiquitination
Cellular component (GO): cytoplasm
Molecular function (GO): ubiquitin protein ligase activity
Source: RefSeq, a predicted model, not a curated record